This is a messenger RNA of Sabethes cyaneus, 2285 nucleotides long. RefSeq names its product cholinephosphotransferase 1 (gene bbc). Bases 508 to 1905 code for a protein of 465 amino acids. The record is from RefSeq and is a predicted model, not a curated record. Gene Ontology annotation, biological process: phosphatidylethanolamine biosynthetic process. Gene Ontology annotation, molecular function: ethanolaminephosphotransferase activity; diacylglycerol cholinephosphotransferase activity. Gene Ontology annotation, cellular component: endoplasmic reticulum membrane; Golgi apparatus. Lineage: Eukaryota; Metazoa; Arthropoda; Insecta; Diptera; Culicidae. The transcript has 7 exons.
UCAACAGCGACCAGCGACCGAGCGUUGUGCUGUGCAAUUCGUUCGCAAAUGAAUAGAAAAUUCGCCCGUGGAUAAACGCGCUGCUCUUUUGUUCCGGAAUCUUUCCGUACAAAGGCUAAUCCGACAGUAGUAAUUUAUCGCUGAUUGCGAUUGUGGAAAAUUGUUGAAUUUUGUUACGUGAUACAAAAAAUUGAAUAAAGGAAUUUAUAGUUUCCAACAAAUCGUAGGUGAAUCAUAGAUUAAGUGGUGCUCCUGUGCUCGUGGUUGUGCUCGGGAAGCAAAAAGCAGGAAGCGCGUACAUUUUGUGGCUUGCCUCAGAGCUUCUCCGAUUGAUGUUAUGAAUAGUUUCAUUCGAUAAGUGUGUACGUAUAGUGCAACAACGCAGAGUAUUCAAAGUGUGUUAACAAAAAAUAGAAAAGAAUAGGCAAAUAUUAGUUUUAAUAUCGCGCAAUAACUAGGAAGAAGCCCUUUCGUUGCGCAAAACAGGAAACCGGAAGCAAAAACGCAAUGUAUUUCUACAAAAACAAGCUGCUGGUGCCGGCGCAGCUGAAAAAGCUGGGCGAGCACAAGUAUUCCUGCACCAACGUUAGCAUGCUGGACCCGUUCCUGCAGCCCUGGUGGUGCUGGCUGGUCGCCAGGGUCCCGCUCUGGCUUGCCCCGAAUCUAAUCACAAUCGUCGGUCUGGUUGUCAACAUCAUUACCACCCUUAUUCUAAUCUACUUCAGUCCGAAUGGUCGAGAGGAACCGCCCCGGUGGGCGUGUGCCCUGUGCGGCCUGGGGCUCUUCAUCUACCAGAGCCUGGACGCCAUCGACGGGAAGCAGGCCCGUCGAACGAACUCAUCGUCGCCGCUGGGCGAACUGUUCGAUCACGGUUGCGACUCGAUAUCGACCGUGUUCGUUGCCCUGUCGGCGUGCAUAUCCGUCCAGCUUGGCUACUACCCGCGGUGGAUGUUUUUCCAGUGUUUCUGCGCGAUGACACUGUUCUACUGUGCCCACUGGCAGACGUACGUUUCCGGAACGCUUCGGUUCGGCAAGAUCGACGUCACCGAGGCGCAGUGCACCAUCAUCGGAAUCCAUCUGAUAUCGGCCGUGUUUGGUCCAUCGAUCUGGAUGACUAAACUUCCGUUACUGGGUGGCAUCGACAUUAGGAUAGUACCACUUUACUUUGCCGUGUUUGUGUUUGGGAUGCUCGCGUACCAAAACGCAACCGUGAUCUUCACGGGAGGCGUCGGCAAGAAUGGAUCAACUGUGGCCGGAACCAGCGUCCUAUCGCCCAUCAUACCGUUCCUGUUUGUGGUGGUGCCCGCCUACGUUAUCUCGCAAAAGUCCACCGAUCACAUCUACGAGAACUAUCCGUCGUUGUACAUUAUGGCCUUUGGAAUGAUCACGGCUAAGGUGACUAACCGGUUAGUGGUUGCCCAUAUGACCAAAAGUGAGAUGGAGUACCUGGAUUGGGGUCUUAUAGGACCCCUGUGUCUGUUCCUGAACCAGUACUUCAACAGUUUCCUUCCAGAGUAUUAUCUUUUGUGGUUCGCACUGCUCUGGUGUUCUGUUGAUCUAGUCCGGUAUUGUGGUCAGGUGUGUUUGGAAAUCUGUGCCUACCUGAAGAUCGAGCUGUUCCGUAUCCAGUUCCCAGCGAGACCGCAGAUGACAUCACAAGGUACGAACAUGCCGCAUCAUCAUCACGAAGGUAAAAACGGAUCGCCGUCCUCGGAGGUGGACACGGAUCUGCGGUUCGGUUUGAAUAACAACGACAGCAGCAGCCGCAGUGGCAGCAAAUCGCCACCGAUCAGCCCCAGCCGCACCGGUCUGCACGUUCCACCCACCUUCCGGCGGACACAGUCCGAAAGCAGCACCGGAUCGCCGCGCAUUACGCCCAGUUCGUCCCCGAGGAAGGUGCUGUAGUAAGAGGGCUUUGCUCGAUGGGGGCGCCGCCGCGCCGCGCCGGUCCGUGUCGUCGUGGCCUGUUAGUAAAAUUGUUAGUGAAGUAACAACAAACAAUACCGCAAAAUCUAUCUAUGGAAGUGUAGAAUUUAGUCGUAAGUCUGUGCGACGCCUGAUGCUUGCCUUUUAGACGGUUUUUAUUUUCGAUCGAAAAAUGGCGGCAUUCGAUACUGUUCGUCAAAAAUUUCGGAAGUCAAUUUUUAUUCCCAAUAAUGGGUCUGCGUGCGUUACUCAAUCGAGUAUUGGUCCUUAGAUUUUGGCACUGGGCACUGGAGAUCAUAGCACUUCGAAGGUGCCUGAAGUAAUAUAGGUAAAAUAGGGAUAUUUAUUUAUUAAAUAAU